Messenger RNA from Zeugodacus cucurbitae (melon fly), 13506 nucleotides. RefSeq lists its product as uncharacterized. The transcript is spliced from 15 exons. Gene Ontology annotation, cellular component: actin cytoskeleton; postsynaptic density; cytoplasm. Gene Ontology annotation, molecular function: actin filament binding. Lineage: Eukaryota; Metazoa; Arthropoda; Insecta; Diptera; Tephritidae. Gene Ontology annotation, biological process: calcium-mediated signaling; neuron projection development; actin filament organization. The coding region runs from base 6010 to 12771 and encodes 2253 amino acids. The record is from RefSeq and is a predicted model, not a curated record.
UGUGAAGGAUGGACGACGCAUAGACUGCGAUGCAAGAUAAUCCAAAAUGGAAAAGAGAGAAUACACACACACACACGAAGAGAUAAGGAUAAACGUUAUGAAAGUGAAAUUGCCGCAAAAGACGAAAUUACAUACGGAAGAAAGUGAAAGGAGGAAUGAGGAUGAGUUAAGGCCAGCAGAGAGGGAGAGAGUAAGCUUUUGUGUGAAGCGACGCUCGGUGGAGCUACGAGAGUGAACACACAGUUUGCAAAACAAGAGAUUUACGUAUGUGAGAAAAAGUGCAGAAAACAACAACAACAAAUAUGAAUAUGAUUACUAAACGUUUUCUAAACCUAGCGUGUAUAGUUUUUAAGCAACAAGAAAACAUACAUUACAUAUUUAAUUUAUAUGAAACGGAGAAAAGUGAAAAUUAUUAUUAUGAAAAACAAAAAAAAAACACAAAAAUAAUACAAAUUGUUUAUAUAAUUUUAAAAAAGUAAUCGUAGAACGAUUAGCUUAUAGGUUUUCUGCUACUUACUAAAAAAAAUAAUAAUAAAAAAUUAAAAAAAAAAAAUGUUUUGUUGUUUUAUAAAGAAAAUAUUUUAGCAGAAAGUGUUUUCAUAAUUUGUGUUUUAUGAAAAAAAAUAGAUACCAGUUUUAGCUAUACAUACAUACAUUUAUAUACAUAAAUAAUUUUAGUAAAGCGAGAAAAACAUUAUUUACAAGCUUACAUACAUUACAUACAUACAUACAGACAUCACGUGAUCAUGCCACAGACAAAUGUAACAUUGCAAUAUCAGCAAAAACAAAAACAAAAAAAUAAAUAAGCAACCUUAAAUAUUUAAAAUUUAAAUGAAAAUGAAAAUAACUAAGCAUAUAAGGUCGAGAAAUCAUUAAAAUUAAUGAUUAAAAUUAGUAAUCUAGCUACAAGUGUAGUAAAAUGCAUAAAUUCACUCAUUGACAUAAACAUAAACAUAACUAAAUAGUGGAAAUUUAGCCGUGAACAAAUAAAAUAAGUAUUCAUACAUACCUACAUAAAUUUAAAAAACAAUAUUGAAUGCAAAAAAAUCUCAAAAAAUACAGAAAUCGAAAAUCUGCAAUUAUAAGAAAUAUAAGAAAGUACUAAAGAAAUUUUUAAAGUAUUUAUUUUAACAUGAAAAUUUAACACACUAAGCGGCAUAAAUUUAUCGCAUGUUAUGCAAUAUUUUUGUUUUAAAGAAAGCUAUAUAUCAUGCAGACAAUUUAUAUCAAUAAAUUACAAAAAUAAAUUUUUGAAAAAAAAAAUUUCAAAAUUUGUUAUUUGCUAUAAAACUUAUGUAAAAAGCAGAGAAUAAUUUAAUUUUGUAUGCAAAUAUUUUUUUUUAAUGUUACACUUGCCUAGCAUUUAAUUUUAUUUAAAAUCAUUUUCAAUGACAGUAAAAGUUAAAAGAACAAAAAAAAACAACAACUAUAAAUCUCAAUUGUUAAAACUGUUACACUUAAAACAUACAUAUGUAUAUGAUAUACAUAAGUAAAUUGCAUAUACAUAACUACGGUACAUAGCAUUAGAGCAUAUUUAGCAAAACUUAGCGCCCACAACUUCACACUAACGUAAAAUAAAUAUUAAAAGCAGAAAACACACUACUCGAACAAAAAUAAACAAGAAAACAAAUGUAAAUAAGUGCACGUAUAAUUAACGCAGUAAAACGUAACAUGCAUUAUGCCACAACACACGUAAAAUAAACCACAACUGCAUACAUAGAUUUUAUGGAACAUUUGAAAAAAUUACAAAUAACAAUAACAAAUCGGUAUGCUAGUGAAGAUAUUUUAUGUACUCCCAGCUUUUUGAAUUGCUAUAGAAUGCUUUAAAUUAAAAAAAAAAUACUAUUUUCAUUAACUAUACAGUUUCAAAAUUAUAUUUAAAUGCAAAAAAUAUUACAGAUUAAAUUCUUAUAUGUAUGUAAGUACAUACCUGUAUAUGUAAUCCAAUAGAAUUUCUUGACAAAUCAUACACUAAGUAAACAGCGUUCGCCUUCAUUACUCACAAACUCGUAAAAAUAUUAUUUAUUUCAUUGCGUCUCAUUAAAAAAUGUUGUAAAAAUUUUGUAGACUUAAAUCCAUUAUACACUUUGUAAUGAACUUAAGGUUUCACCACAACAACUGUAACAUAAUUUUCUCAUAUUAGUUGCAACUAUUACAUACAUAUUUAGUUGAUGUUCUACUGCGAAAUCUUCCAAAUCACGUAUGCGUUGACUUUCAUACUGACCUAGCCUUAAUAAUAAUGUAAAUAAUGUUUAAAAUAAAUAUAUUUAACUAAUAACAUAUAUAUGUGUAUAUGUAGAAAUGUGUGUAAAUCAGCACAUAAACAUAUUUCACUCAUUAAAAAUACAUACAUACAUAUUAUAAAUACAUGAUCAUUUUAGCAAUCAGCAAUAUACAUAAAUAUGUUCAUCUGCAGUAAAUAUACAUACAUAUAUCAUUUUCGUCCUUCUCAUUUAAAUGAUUUAAACUGUAAGUGCCCUGUAGUUUUUGUUUGUUUAUUUUUUUUCUUCUGUUUUAUAUAAAUAAUUAAGCAUAAUUUUAAUGAAUUUUACAUUAAGGCCUGAGUAUAUGUAUAUGUAAGUGGCAAUCACAGCAACAACACUGCGCAUUAAUUAUUAUUUUGUUUGUAUUAAAUAUUUUUUUAUACAUUAUAUAUAAAAAAAAAGAAAAGAAACACAACAAACUACAUUAAUUCUAUGUUUUACUUUUGCAAUUUUAAAUAGUUAAAAGUAAAUGCAAGCAAACGACUACAAAACAUUAUUAGUUAUGUAGAUAUACAUUUUUUUCUAAAUAAAACUUAAACUUUUAUUACACAAAACCAUCACUUUGUUUUGUUUUAUUUUCAACAUUAAACGUUGUAAUUAGACAUUUCAUCUGAAUUGGAGUAUUUAUGUACAUAUAUCACUUGACUGGUGUAAUUAUUUAAAGAUUAUUUUAAAUUUUGGCUGUUCGAUGAUAAGGUUAACUCAAACGUAGACUUGUUAUUGUCAUUAAUUGUAACAUUUUUUUAACAAUUUAGAGUCAAUGUGAGAAGUCAGUUCACAACAGGCCAGCUGCGGUACGCUGGUCUUUAAUGGUUUAGCAAUCUCGCCAAUAGCUCUGCUAUAUAAAGGUACCAUUUAACAAAGCAUGUUGGAAAUUCGCGAAUUGCUUUUUACAGUGAAAGUUUAUAACUUUCCAAUAAACAGAUUUUAAAAUAUGUUUCUUGCUAAUAUUUAAAUUAAAUUUAACUGUCACAUAAAAUAUUCUUAAAAAACAGCUGUGAAAUUGUCAGCUUUGAGUUGCCAAAAUUUUACAAAAAUUAUUAAUUUUUCCACACACAUAAUUUUACUUAAAAAAUGAAAUUUUGUGUAUUCAACUUUUUUCAGAAAUACCGCAAAUAAUGCUAUUCAUGUUUAUAAUAAAAAUGCAAUAACAAUUUCAGCAAUAAAUUCCAAUUGAAAUGAAUAUUGGCACUACCACAUUACGAUCUUACGAUAUUACGAUAAGCAACAAGUAGGCAAUGCAAAAUGCAACUGUGCAGGAAGCCGUUAGUUUUUCGUCUUGUCAUUGCAGCGUGAGAAAAUUUGCAAUUAGUUCGGGUGCGUAAAUUGAAACAGUUUAUAGUUAUAUUUAACAAAUUUAAUUGUUGAAAAUUAUUUGAAAAUGUGUUUAAUCGGUUCUUUUGCAAAUAUCAAGUGUGUUCAAUACAAAAUGCUGCAGCUUUAGUGCUUUAUUAUUUGUAGUGAAAUGUGUGAGGCACUGCUGGCAAAAUUGCCACCAUAACGCGUAGGUUAUUGCGCGUAAAGCGUAAAAAUUCGCGUCACUUCUGUCAAUUUGUAGUAAAAAGUUUGUGAAAUUCAACAAAUUGAAAUAAAAAGCAAUUUCAGUGAAGUUUAGUAUUAUUGCACAAUAUGAAACUAAAUCUGGAUAUAUCUGAAGCAGAUCCGCUCCGAUUAAUAAUUAAUUUGGUUUCCGGUUGUGUGCCAUGGUUUAGAUAAAUCUUUUUCAGAGAUGUAUAUGUAUAUACCCCGAGUGUAUUAAGCACUUAUAGACCAUCUUCAUUGAAACAUAUAAACGACUAAAACUGAAGCAAAUAUAUCCAUUCAACAGUGUUGCAUAUUUUCGGUCGACCUGCCGUAAAUCCAAUUCGAUGUGCAUUUUCAACUAUUGCCAUUGCAAAAUACGACGCCGAAAGAAACGUAUGUCAGUGGAGUUUGUCGGUAGAUAAUUUCUUGGAUAAAGAUGUGCAAAUAAAAAAGUCAGCUGAAGUAAAAUUAUAUAUAAAGUGAGAUUUGAUGCUACAAAGUUCUUGAAUAGCAAAGUGCGUGCAAAUUAACUUGAUUAAAGUUAUAGAAGUUCCGAAUUUUUAAAUAUUUUGUACAAUUAUCAUUUUUACCCGCUAGUACCUCUAGUUGAUAAUUUGCCUCCUGCUCACGUACAUACAUAUGUGUGUAUUUGUAUGUGUUACUUUACGAUGGAAGCCGGAAAAGUAUGUAAUAAAGUUAACAUCAAAUAAACAAAAAUCGUGCAAAAGUGCAGUGCUAAUGAAUGGAAAAGUGCAUAAUUUUAUAAUAGAGUAUCAACACAUAAAUUAUUUGUGAAACAACAUAAUUUUUCUACUGUCGCUCAUUCAAUAGUUCAGACGAGCCCGCCACUCCUUGACAGGAAAAAUUUUCAAUUGUCUGCAAUCGCUACGCUGCAAAAUUUUUAGCUCGGCAGUGAAUGUAGGAAUAACAUACAUAUAUGUUCCUACUGGAGCAGAAGACUAUCUGCUGGAGCCGAGCUAGUGUUUUAGUGUAUAUGUGUGUGCGUGUGUGUCUCAUAAGCCUAUAAAUAAGGAAGCCGAAUAGCGAACAGCAGUAGCUCCACGGCCAGUUCAGGGAGUUAUUGUCUGCAACAUAAUCAAACGGAAUAUUUUUGCAGCGGCUGCAAAGGCAUAAAAGUAAAUACAGAGAAAAGCUAUGUUUAAAAGAUUUACGCAAAAAAAAAAUCUGUAGUGAACUGAGAUGCUAAAAUUAUUUUACUAUAUAAUACGUGCAAGCUUUCAAGGAAUUAACAUUAUUUAAUGGAAAUCUGCUUUGCAUAAAUUUCUAACGCGGCGAGUAUUUUGUAAACUGAACCGAACACAAACGAUAGCAGCGAUUGCAAAAAUACGAAUUUGUUUUUGUCCGUUUUGCAUACGAAAACAAAAUUUUUGUAAACAAACAAAAGUCCGGCCACCGCCAACAGCAGCGCCGAAUUCAUUCAUUUAUGCCGUGAGUCGACGGCGGAACGAACAAUUGUUGGUUGCUGCAUGAGCGCAUAACUGUAGCUGCAGCUGGACGGCGAGCGACGAAUAGAAGGCGGAAGAACAAAAGGAAGUGCCAACAGCAGCACUGAACGCUGAAUUGUAGUGGCAACAAAAAUGUUGCAACAAAUUAAGUGGCAACAACAGCAACAGCGACAAUAUAGUAAACAACAGCAAAAACAACGAAUAGCCAACAACAAUAAGUAGUGAAAAAGAGCAGGGGACGACGCAACGAAAGCCACAGACCCCCAAACAUAUAAAGUGCAAAUGCAAAUACAAAAAGUCAUUCCAGCCACCACAUAGUUGUGGCCUUCAAUUCAAGCAGCAACACAACAACAACAAAAGACACAAAAUAAAUAAAGACUCUCGCAGCGCAUGCAGUUGAUACAUGUUUGCUCGUAUAUAACAUAUACAUAUACGUAAGAUAACAACAACCAUAAACAACUAAUAACAAUAACAAAAGACUUUUACCAAUCAACGGCACAAACAACUGUUGCUGCACGCAAAAAACAACUAAAUUUAGCUGCUGCAACAACAACAGCAAACGAACGAAUCAACCAAGGAACAUUCACACUUCUCCACUGUCAUCGUUGACGCACGAAAUAACUGGUGGAAGUAGCGGAGCUCAGGAGUAAAACGACGAAAAAAGACGAAACACAACAGUAUUUGUGCAAUUUGCAAACAUUUUUAAUUUAAGACGACUCUCAAACCGCUAUUGAAUAUAAAUCUUCACAGCCAAAAUGGAGAAACCCAUACAUCCGACGCCAGUUGGUAAAGUUUCGCAAAUUGCGAAUCUCUUCCAGCGCAAACCCAUCGAAAUACAACCAGUCGAACAGUUAAGUGCCGCAGCCGCUGCUGCUGCUGCUGCUGCCGCCGCUGCCGCUGCAGCCAAUCAGCAACAACAAGCCGUAGGCGGUGGAGUUGGCAUACCAGCCACCGUUGUACGCACUGAAUCGCAUUCGGCGCGUUUCAAUAAUGCACGAGCACUCUUCGAGAAGCUCGGCGUAGAGAAUAAUACAAAUUCGAAUGUGAAAAUGUCACGUUCUGGCUCGCGUGACGAUAAUCUUUGCGAGGGCAAUAGUUCGGAUCGUUCGUCGUCGCGUUCGUCAGAUCGUUCGAUAUCGCCACCGAAACGUCGAUCGCCAUUUCCACCCGGCUGUAAUGUAGCCGCUUCGUUGGCGAAUAAUAAUAAUUGUGCGCCGCCACCACAAUUGAAUGGCGGUUUGGCACUGAGUAAUAGUAAAUUUAUCGUAGAACCCGGUACGAAACUACAUCACAAUAUAGCACGUCACAAAUCCGAAGACGGUGUGUUGAGUGGUUCAUCGGUGGGCGGUGUGAGUGCCAUACUCUCAGCCGGUGGCGGUAGUGUCGAUAAGCCGGAGAAACCGGAACGUAAAUUCAAUUCACGUGAGUUAAUUGAAAAACAAAAGAAGUGGACUUCACACUUUACAAAAACAAAAUCUAAUCGUACACAUAGCGAUCAAAAUCGUUGUGACAUCAUACGAACCGUGCCGGGCACCACGCUCUUCUCCAGCUCGGCCAUACAGAUGAAGGAGAAGGAAAAGGAGAGAGAAAAAGAGAAAGACAGAGAUAGAGAUCGCGAACGCGAUAAAGAGCGUGAUCGCGAAAAGGAUAAUGCCAAUAUUGCCAUCACAGUGGCCUCUCCAAACGCCAAUCAUAAGUCAAACGCUGCCAAUACAGCUGUCGCCGGCAUGGAACAGUUACGCUCACCCAUUUUAGCUGCUGCCCAACAGCAUCAGCAACCGCAGGAUCAUCCACCCAGUCCACCGGUACGUCAUACAGUCGUACCACCGGAAAUCAAACCGCGUAGUACCAAUAAAAUUGGUAGCCCCAUCAAGUCGCCACCAUUGCCACCCAUACCAGCUGCCAAACCGAAGAACGUCAGUCCGGUUAAAUACAAUCCGGAACGUAUACGUUCGCCUACAAAGCUGCCCGAGGUGUCAUCGCAGCCACCGCCGCCACCUGCCAAAUCGGCAGCGGUCACCGCAGCUCUACAGCGUUCACUUGAUGAACAGCAAGCUGCAGCCGCCGCCGCUGCUGCUGCCAUCUCCGCAAAUGCGCCAGUACCACCCGAGAAGCCACGUAAAAAAUCCAUUGAUCUCAUUGAGGGCGAAGAACGGCUUACACCUUCCUCACCCACCUCAGCUACAUUCCAAUAUGUGGCAAUUGCCGCAAAACGUGGUUCCGUGGAUAGUUUAGGUGGUGGCGCUAACGGCCUGAGUGGUAGUGUUAAUUCGGCUACAUCGUCUUCGCCAGCCGCCAGCGCUUCGUCUGGUCCUUGUUCACCGGUCUACACCGAGGAUGAGAAGCAAGAGAAUGAAUCGACAGAGAAAUCGGAAAUUCAGCAGUAUUACAACAGUAUGCCACGUACACGUCGCAGCGAUAACGAAGGACGCUCCAACAAAAACGAACGUCAAGACAUCACCGAUGUCAUGCAUCAAAAUCAACAACAACAACACAUUCAAUCUCAAUCCCAAGCACAAAAUCAUUCCAACAAUAUGUCACCACAACGUACAUCAUCAGCCGCCUCGUCGGCUUCAUCGAAACGCAUCUCAUCAAGCAUUUCUGUGCAAUUACCAGCCGCUGGUUUGGGUUCACGUCCGACCAGCAUCAUCUCCACAAGCGCCAGUCUCGACGAAGGCGGCUUCAAUGAACCCUCACCGGAGAUAAAAGCCAAACUGAAGCCCGCCUAUGAUUUUGAGGCGGUCAACGGUCGAAGUGUCGGUGGUGUGGGCGCCGAUGUGGAUGAAUGUGACCGCAGCAGCCGUAAGCCAACAGUGGAAGAGGCAGAGAAACCUACUUUAAAUUAUGUCGAUGUGGGUUAUCGUCUCAAUCCGGAUGGCAGUGAGGCGCGUGAAGUUUUUGGCGAGUCGGAACUCUACGACACCGCCAAAGUGACUGAAAUGCAUAAGAAAUUCCAUGCUAAUGGAUUUGCACAGGAGACCACCACUGUGUAUGCGACUAUUAAGACGGAAGUUACAACAGCUGUUGAGCUGUACUAUCCCGGUGGUAAGCUGGCUAAAGAACGUGACCGUGUUAGCGGUAUAUUGCAUUCGCCAACGAAAUCCAUUGGCAGCAGUGGUUCACCGGUGAAAACAGCUAUCACCUCUUCACCACCUGUCGGCGUGGUAUCGCCCAUACGGCGACGCAGCUCCGAUGUGAGCGUCAAGUCAACACCACCCAUGUCACCCACAUCGAUCGGCAGCGGUAGUGGUGGCAGUUGCAGCGGCACAGCAAAUACGAAUUCAACGAGCAAUACACGUUCGAUGUCGUCCAUUGCUGUGGCGGCGGUGGGCCAAAACAAGGGCAUCGCACCCAUCGCUUCGCUCGACACACAAGAGGAAUUCGAUAGUUCCGAAUUGCCGGCAUUGCCAGAGCGUCCACCACCGCUUAAUGCGCUGAAUACAACUAUUCUAGCGACUGCCAGUGAUGAGCAAUGCAAUGCUUUGGAUAUGCAAGACUUGGAAUAUGCGGAUAGUAGCGCUGGCGAGGAUGAGGAUGAUCUGAUGCGCGCAAUCGAAGCGGACGAUGACGAUGACGUGCAUGUGGACAUCAGUGAGGCGCCACUAGCCACCGUCGCCGAAGAGGACGAAGAUGAAAAACUAAUUAUAACAACGGUAACGGCGACGACUGAGGUGGUCAUACCACGCGAAGAUAGUCUACCCGAUGCUAUGACUGCCGACGAGGCAGAACAAUUGUUGAGCUCAAGAAUUUUGGAAAGCAAAAUCAGACAACAGUCGUUGCUCUCGGACGAACAAGCCAAAGAAGUCGAACAGAUACUCUCAGCUGCGCCCACUGUGGGUGUGGCCGUUGCAGCUGUUGUUGCCACAGCCACUUCACCGACCACCAUUAAAAGUCUAAUCGAAGAAACACAACCAGAAUCACCGCCAACAGCAGAGCAGCAACACGAACGAAAGCUUAUUACUACAGCAACAGCCGUUGCUGACGCCACCAAAGUUGACACUGGCUCGCCAAGUGAUGUACGUGCGCCGGCAAGUGGCGGAAGUAAUCCAAUAACUGUCACAUUAGCAACAGCCAACGGCGAAGGUGGUCUUGCCUUUGUUGGCGAGCGAAAGCCGGCUGAGGAACAGCACAUCGACAAGCACGAGGAUGAUGAUGAUGAUGAGGAGGACGACGAGGACGAGGAUGUCGACAUAGUUGGCAUUGGUGCCGCACCUGCACACAUUUUGAAUGCGACCUUCACAAAGGCGGACAGCUCCAGUGCCGUAACUAACAAGGCCAAUAACAACAGCAACACCAACACCAACAGCAAUAGUAAUAAUAAUACACAUGACGACGAUGAGCCCGAAUGGCUACGUGACGUACUUGAAGCGCCUAAUCGCAGUCUUGAGAAUUUGCUAAUUUCCCGCUGCACAGCUGCCAGUGAACGACGCCGUUCAGAGGAUAGUCAAAGUGGUGGUGUUGUUGAAUGCAAACAUUCCGAAUUGGUGACUGCAUCGAAAGUCGAGACCAGCUACGAUGCCGACAAUGAUUCUACACUUUUCAUACAACAACAAGAACCACAAACGUCACCAGAGACACAAGUGCUCCAGUCACAGCAAUCACUGUUGAAUCAAUCAUUUAUACAACAGGAUCAAAGCAGUCUAACGCCACACGGUCAAACGGGCGAAUCGCUGCAAGAAUCGAUUGUGUCUGUGGAGUCAACGCAAUCUGAUGGCACUCUUAAUCAGACGACAACCAUCGAUGAUAGUGUAAUCUCAAGCAAACAUAAUUCGACCUACUCAUUAGCCGAAGGUGAACUACAUUCGCUUAAUACAAAUACAACAACAACCAGUCUUGGUGCAGAACUCGACGACUCACAAUUCUACAUACCCGAAUAUCCGCCGGUGAAAAGUAAGGAAGUUUAUGUGGAGUCGGGUGUACAUUACUUUGAAGAUGGCAACUUUUGGAUGGAAGUUCCUGGUCUGCUGGACUUUGAUGACGACGAACUCUCCUACCCGCCAAUACCAGUGAAGAAGAAUACAAAAGUUCGCUUUAGCUCGGGACCCAUACAAGUAUUUUCCACAUUCUCCGUCACUGACUAUGAUCGCCGCAAUGAAGAUGUUGAUCCCGUUGCCGCUUCAGCCGAAUAUGAGCUGGAGAAGCGUGUCGAGAAGAUGCAUGUCUUCCCGGUGGAAUUGAUGAAAGGACCUGAAGGUUUAGGUUUGAGCAUAAUUGGCAUGGGCGUUGGCGCCGAUGCUGGUCUAGAAAAAUUGGGUAUAUUUGUAAAGACGAUAACCGAUAACGGUGCAGCAGCACGAGACGGACGCAUUCAGGUCAAUGAUCAAAUCAUCGAAGUGGAUGGCAAAAGUUUAGUGGGCGUUACACAAGCUUACGCAGCAUCGGUGUUGCGCAACACAUCCGGUUUGGUGAAAUUUCAAAUUGGACGUGAACGUGAUCCGGAAAAUUCCGAAGUGGCACAACUUAUACGCUUGAGUCUGCAAGCGGAUCGCGAAAAGGAGGAAAGACUAAAAAGACAACAAGAGGAGUAUUUACGUCGCACGCUUGACUAUUCAGAGGACUCCACACAACCCGUCUCAGCCAAUUCUAGUGUUUGCGAGGGACCCUCAAGUCCCGUACAAGUCGAACAUCCAAUGGAGGUCGAGGCUACACACUCACAGGAGGUAGAGUCUCUGAAGAGACUGCUACAGGAGAGCGAAUUGAGUUGCCUGUUGAAAGACGACAUUAUUGAUACGCUUAAGCGUAAGCUCGUCAAGUUGGAGACAACCGGCAAUGAGAACGAGCUGCUCAGCGAACGUCUGCGUCAAAGUGAACGCGAGCUGACCAACAUCAAGAAAGAGGCUUCAAAUCUACAAAAUAUGCUACAACAGUCACAGGCGCAGUACAUGGCGCUCGAUAAGAAAUACAACAAAGCCAAACGUUUGGUACGUGAGUACCAACAACGCGAAGUGGAUAUGUGUCAUCGUGAGGAAUUCUACCAGCAACUGUUGCAGGAGAAGGACACCGAAUACAAUGCACUUGUGAAGAAACUAAAAGAUCGUGUCAUCAAUUUGGAACAUGAAUUGCAGGAGACACAGCGUAAGGCCGGCUUUCCUGUCGGUUUGCCGUACGAUAGCGCUACGCUCAAGCUGACGCCACAAAUGAUGCGUAAAACACCGCCAAAACCCUUGUUCCAGAAACUCGAAACGGAAUUGUCCGAUACGGAGAUUUCUGAUCUCUCACCCGAUGGCGAGGGUGUCAAAACGGCAACUGUGGAGCGCAAAGUGCCAAUCAAAGAUGAGUUGGAUGCUGCAGUGCCGCAGCAUGAACUUUUGGAUAAUACCGUUACAAAGACGAAAAUCGAUUUAGCAUCACGUGGUGGUUUAGCUAAUCGCCAGCUGCCUUCAACAGCAAACAACGGCAACAACAACUGCAAUACAACCAGCACUGCAACUACUAAUGCCAACUCAGUUAGCGCAACCACAAACGCCGCUGCCGUCACCACCAACAACAGCUGCAGCAGCAGCAGCAACAAUAGCCAAAUCUAUAGCACUCCCACAACCGUUAACACCACUACUAACACCACCAGCCACAGCCACAACAGCAGCAGUAGCAAUAGCAACAGUAGCAAUAAUAACGGCAUCAAGAGCAUCAGCUUUGGCAAGCGCACACUGAGCAACAGCAGCUCGGAUUGUGCGCUCGAAGACAGUGAGGACGACGGCACCGCCACCACUGUGGCGCAUGUGCACGCCAGCGCCGCCUCCGAUAGCAAUGGACUGUCGAAUGGCAGCAAUGGUGGCAGUAGCGUUAUCCACCGCAGUUACUUACAGCAACAGCAGCAACAACAACAUACUACCAACGGUCAUCACAGCAGUGUCGGUGCAGGCACAACCACUGCCAUACUGCUGAAUUCGACCGCCACAGCGGGUAGUGGUGUUGCGACUGCGCGCGAACAGCAAAUCAAUCAGUUGUAUGCACAAGUGCAUAAGGAUCAUAAUAAGAGCGCUGUAGCGGCAGCGGCAGCAGCUGCUGGUCUUGGUCAUUCGACCAUACCGAAUAUAUUUAAGAACGCUAUUGGUUCGCCGCCCGACGUAAGCGUAGGCGUUGGCGUCGGUGUCGGCGGCAUCGUUGGCGGUGUUGGCGAUUUCCAUCGCAGCAAUAUGACAACGUUCGGUACUAGCAGUCGUGAUCUCAAUAGUUCAUACGAUUCCAUUUUAGGCUCAAACGAUAAACUCUCCGAGAAUGAGCAAUCAUCGGAGAAUUGGAUGUAUCCGAGUCGGCGACGUGUCGGACCGACUGGUGCCAUUAUAAGUGGCAAAAUGCCACCAUCAUCAUUUACGGAGCAACUGAAUCAGGCGCUCUCCGAGCGUGAGAGACGACUUGGCGAUGGCUCCUCGCGUCAUUCCAGUGAUGAUUACACCGAAAUCAAUAAAAGCCAAAGCACAGCGGCCAUUAACUGUAAGACACUAAUCAAUGAAAUACGACAAGCGGUGAAUGAGGCGCAGCCCAAAGAUAUUUCUAUACGCUACCCAUGUGUAUAGAAGUUAUAUAAAGUAACCGGUUACCUGUGAGAGAGAUGGCGAGCUGCAUAACACAUCAAUAGCACAAACAAUGUUCAGCGAUCUCUUAAAUAUGCCGAUUUUACGCUCAGCUCAUAAAGCAGUUAUAACAGAACAAACAUGCCGCUAUUUAUAAAUAUCUAUCUAUACAUGUAUGUAUGUAUGUGAAGUAGGUGUAUGAGGUUACUUAUCUGCUCUCUUAAACUCAAUAAACACCGACGGGAAAUGUGGUAAGAGCGUAUUAGCCAAAUGUGCGACGAAAGAAAAGGUCGAAAAAGUAAAAGUCAACAACAAGAGUAAAGAAUUUCUACAUACCAAUGUGUACCUAUUUACUUUCUUCGCCUGUGUCUAAUCUCACCUGCCGAUAUAGCGAGUAAUUUAACAAGAAAAGUGACGUUGCAGCUUGCCUCACUGCACUCUCAUCUGUGUAAUCUUCUAUUCACCACUCUCAUAGGUAAUGAAAUGCUGCGUGUAGGGUGUGCUGGCAGCGCGGCGGCGAUCGGCGCAACAAGCAUAAAUUGCGCCGAUGUCCAGUGCCGACGAGCAGUUACCAACAAGCAGCAAGCCGGUGAGCAACAAACAGACUUAUAAGCGCGCAUCGUUCAAGUAAUCAGUGAAGAUCUAAAAUACUUUGGAGCAAAAAAUAAAAUAUAAACGUGUAAUCAUAGAAACAGAGACAGUUGAAGAAGUUGUUAAAAAAGAAAACAGCAAAAAUAA